This is a messenger RNA of Sardina pilchardus (European sardine), 3502 nucleotides long. It is a transcript of the gene loxl2a, whose product is annotated as lysyl oxidase-like 2a. Bases 146 to 2398 code for a protein of 750 amino acids. NCBI's taxonomy places the organism in Eukaryota, Metazoa, Chordata, Actinopteri, Clupeiformes, Clupeidae. The transcript has 14 exons. Gene Ontology annotation, biological process: peptidyl-lysine oxidation; sprouting angiogenesis; collagen fibril organization. Gene Ontology annotation, molecular function: copper ion binding; protein-lysine 6-oxidase activity. The record is from RefSeq and is a predicted model, not a curated record. Gene Ontology annotation, cellular component: membrane.
CAGAGAAGGGAGAGGGGCCAGACAGAACAGGAGCAGUCGGACAAGACACUUCGCCAGAGCGUGCAACUGGUGUCACGGGCAACAUAUUUGAAGCAUUCACUGGCAAGCAGGAACAACAACCCCUUGUGAAGCAGCACUAGUUAGCAUGGCUAUGCUACGUCUUCCCCACGCUCUCCUCUGCCUGCUGGUCUCUCUGCUGGUCCUGGCCCUGGUUGCGGUCAGUCAGGCUCAGGCGCCCACCGCGGCGGCCCCCAAGAUCCAGCUGCGUCUGGCGGGCGACCACCGCAAGCACUACGAGGGCCGCGUGGAGGUCUACUACAACGGCGAGUGGGGCACGGUGUGCGACGACGACUUCUCGAUCUACGCGGCGCACGUGGUGUGCAGGGAGCUGGGGUUCCUCGAGGCCACCGCCUGGUCUCCGUCCUCCAAGUACGGCAGAGGGGAAGGUCGAAUCUGGCUGGACAACGUCCACUGCACGGGUAGAGAAAGCUCGCUAGCCGAGUGCCCGUCCAACGGCUUCGGGGUGUCCGACUGCCGUCACACGGAGGACGUUGGCGUCGUGUGCAGCACCAAACGCAUCCCGGGGUUCCAGUACAUCAGCGCAGUCAACAACCACGUGGAGAGUCUGAAUGUGCAGGUGGAGGAUGUGCGGAUCAGGGCGCUGUACUCCAUGAGGAAGCGUGUGCCCAUCACGGAGGGCUUUGUGGAGGUCAAGGAGGGAGGCAAGUGGAGGCAGAUCUGCGACGAGGAGUGGUCAGGCAUGAACGCACGCGUGGUCUGCGGCAUGUACGGAUUCCCUGGAGAGAAGGGAUACAACACCCGGCCCUACAAGCUGUUGGCGCGCAAGCGUAAGAUCACCUACUUUGGCUUCUUGGUGAACUGCACUGGGAACGAGGACCACCUGACGGGCUGUAAGAUGGGUCGCCCCGUCCCCAAGAAGGGCAACAACACCUGCCCCAGCGGAAUGCCCGUGGUGGUCAGCUGUAUUCCUGGACGAGCCUUCGCCCCGACACACUCUUCUGGCUACAGCAAGGCCUACCGCGCCGAGCAACCUCUGGUGCGUUUGAGGGGUGGAGCCAACAUUGGCGAGGGUCGUGUGGAGGUCCUGAAGAAUGGCCAAUGGGGAACCAUCUGCGACGACAGCUGGAACAUGGUGGCUGCCUCAGUGGUGUGCCGUGAGCUGGGUUACGGCAGCGCCAAAGAGGCCCUCUCCGGAGGCAGACUGGGUCAAGGCAUGGGUCCGGUCCACAUGAACGAGGUGCAGUGCUCCGGCUUCGAGAAGUCCCUCACCGACUGCCGCUUCAACCAGCAGUCCAUCGGCUGCAGCCACGAGGAAGACGCCGGCGUCAAGUGUAACGUUCCGGCCAUGGGCUUCAAGAACCGGCUGCGUCUGAACGGCGGGCGGAACCCAACGGAGGGCCGCGUGGAGGUUCUGGCGGAGCGGAACGGAACGCUGGCGUGGGGGACGGUGUGCAGCCAGAACUGGGGCAUCAUGGAGGCCAUGGUGGUGUGUCGCCAGCUGGGCCUCGGAUUCGCCAGUCACGCCUUCCAGGAGACGUGGUACUGGGCGGGCGACGUGUCCGCGGACGCCGUGGUGAUGAGUGGCGUGCGCUGCUCGGGCACCGAGAUGUCUCUGUCGCAGUGCCUCCACCACGGAAAGCACCUCAAGUGCGCCAAGGGAGGCGGCCGCUUCGCCGCUGGAGUGUCCUGCUCUGACACUGCCCCAGACCUGGUUCUGAACGCGGAGGUGGUGGAGCAGACCACGUACCUGGAGGACCGUCCGAUGUACGCGCUGCAGUGUGCCCACGAGGAGCACUGCCUGUCCAGCACGGCCAACGCCGCUGACCACGGCUCCUACCGACGCCUGCUGCGCUUCUCCUCGCAGAUCCACAACAACGGACAGUCGGACUUCCGGCCCAAGAACGGACACCACGCGUGGGUCUGGCACGAGUGUCACAGGCACUACCACAGCAUGGAGGUGUUCACCCACUACGACCUGCUGAGUCUCAACGGCACCAAGGUGGCCGAGGGACACAAGGCCAGCUUCUGCCUGGAGGACACCGCGUGUGACGAGGGUAUUGAGAAGAGGUACGUGUGUGCCAACUUUGGACAGCAGGGCAUCACUGUUGGAUGCUGGGAUACCUACAGGCAUGACAUUGACUGCCAGUGGAUAGACGUCACCGAUGUGAAACCCGGAGACUACAUCUUCCAGGUGGUCAUUAACCCCAACUAUGAGGUGGCUGAGUCGGACUACACCAACAACAUCAUGAAGUGCAAAUGUCGAUAUGACGGCUACAGAAUAUGGACGUACCAGUGCCAUAUAGGUGGAUCACUAAGCACUGACAUGGAUGACAGUCAGUACCCUGGACUUACGAACAACCAGCUUUCAUACAGGUAGAGAAACACGCCUGGACCAGCUGAAGGAGAGAUCGGAGAGAACUAUCGGAAAACGAGUCCCUUGAAAUGACCGGUGCAACUGCAGACAUCAAGAGCAUUCCCAACCACUAGAGGGACUGUGUUACAAUCGUUGUGGUGCUAAAUAUGGAUGAAAUGUUAUUUGAGACUCUACGACCUUACCCCCUUUUGAACAAUAUGUGGACACUUAUAACAAAACAAGCGAAGUGAAUGUAUGUGCUGUACGUGUAUGUGAGUGUGUGUAUAUGUGUCAGUGUGUGAGUGAAUGUGUGUGUUUGUUACCUGAAAAUGGGUGCUAUCUCGUAUCUAAAUUCCACGUUUGGAGUUGCAUUGCCUUAUUUAAGAGACGUUGGUUGACCUCUUCAUCUGAGGGGUCACGUUGGUUGACCUCUUCAUCUGAGGGGUCACCCCCCCUUUUGCACCUGCCAGUGUGAUGAUAGACCUUCCUCUGAAUGUUCGGCUCCAUGGCUAAGACCAAAGAAACAGCAGGGAUACACUCCCACACCAUGGCCCCAGACACCACUAAGCACUGGAGAAUCAUCUAUGAUAUGAUGUUAACAUCAGAGAUGUCAGAGAUCAUACCAUUCUUCUUUUUUUUAUUAUUUUAAAUACAUUCAUAUUUCUGCAUUAGUUUGCCUUUUUGUCAUUGUACGCAGCAUAGAUCGUCAUCAUAAUCGCUCUCAUCCUCCCUACAGCUGUGGCUCGGUAGGCUCCCAGCGCUCAACCCUUAAGCCUCCUCGUCCUGUUUCAUGUUAUUCCUAGUUCUUCUUUUCUACAACGAGCAUGCCAAGUUAACUUAUUGACAUCAGUCAGGGAUUUUGAGUAUUUUUGUUUUGUUUGUUUCUCCUGUAGAGAUGACAGGAAGUGAAACCACCUCACCUUGUUAUGUAUACAUUCUGUGGGUCGUGUCGUCGUGCACCUGGGCCCUCCGUUUUGGAGGGGGCCUUUCGCCCUGCGACCAGUUGAAUGGUCGUGAUAAAUCGUGACGCGUUGCACGGAGUGUGUAUGCUUGAAUGGGAUGACGAGAAGGUGGAAUCCCAUUGUGCUUCAUGUACUGUUUUCUGUAAUAAAAGUGAAAAUGUUUGCA